AUGGGAUUUUCUGAAGUAUUCAUUGAUUUAAUAUGGAGGCUAUUGGCAAAUAACUGGUAUUUUGUGCUGUUGAAUGGUCAUGCUCAUGGCUAUGCAGAUAAUACCAUCAUAUUCUCAUCAGCAGAGAGUAAUUCUUUGCAGCUGAUCAUGGAUACUCUUCAAGAAUAUGAAAGGAUUUAUGGACAAUUGAUAAAUAAGAGGAAAAGUUCUUUCUAUAUGUACAACAAAGUGUCAAAUGAGCUGAUUCAACAGAUAGAAGCAGUAACAGGAUUUGUGAGAGGUCAAUUCCCUUUUACAUAUCUUGGUUGUCCAAUUACUCAUGCAAGGAAGAGAAAAGUUGAUUAUACUGAGCUUUUGACGAAAGUCAAAAAUAGUUUGCAAACUUGGAAAGGGAAGAUGAUGUUAUAUGGUGGAAAAGCAAAUAACAAGGAUGAAGGAAGAAGCAGACACUGGCCAUCAUGGCUUAAUAUGUGCUUACCUAAACAUGAAGGAGGGUUGGGGUUCAGGUCCAUCUUUGACAUGUCUAAAGCUUUAUGUGCUAAACUUUGGUGGAAUUUUAGAACUUCUAGCUCUCUCUAG
Molecule: messenger RNA, 579 nt
Organism: Lycium barbarum (goji berry)
Lineage: Eukaryota; Viridiplantae; Streptophyta; Magnoliopsida; Solanales; Solanaceae
Exons: 3
Coding region: 1-579 (192 amino acids)
Source: RefSeq, a predicted model, not a curated record